Messenger RNA from Drosophila ananassae, 3790 nucleotides. RefSeq lists its product as uncharacterized. The transcript is spliced from 2 exons. The record is from RefSeq and is a predicted model, not a curated record. The coding region runs from base 275 to 1123 and encodes 282 amino acids. Lineage: Eukaryota; Metazoa; Arthropoda; Insecta; Diptera; Drosophilidae.
CUUAGUUCGGCGCCCACGCGGUGUGGCAACGCUGGCGUUCGCUUUAAACCGAAUUCCACGAAAAAUAAUUCUCUUUUUUUUUUUUUUAUUUUUUAUCGUGUGUUUGCUCUUAAUAAGUUAGGCUCCCCUAGUAAGCGGUGAGUUCCUUGCCCUUGGGGAUAACGGUUGCCUGAUCCAGUCGUUUGAGGUUAGGUUUGGGGCACUGGAAUGCUAUUAUUGCUGACGCGCGCUGUAAUUGAAAAUUGUUUUUCGCACUGGUAGCACAAGAAGAGACAUGGCUUGGGUGCCCAGCUCACGGUUCGAGGACGACCUGGUCGACAUGGAGCCGAAUUUUAAUUUCGUCUACGGCCAGAUGUCCUACGAGGCGCGCCAGAAACAGGAGAAUGCUCCCCGACCGAAGAGCACCUACGAGUACCUCUCGGCCCGGAAGGAGCGGAAUGAGGAAUUGGAGAAGUUGCAUGGACCGUCGACAGGGAAGGGCCGGGAAAUACGAUCGUGCCUGCAGAUGAUGGAGAAGAUACAGAGCAUAGCGGGCACGAAGCCCCUGGGGGAGCACGCCACCAUGGCCGAUUGGGAGGAUACCAGCACCGUGGAGCAGGAGGCGGUGGCCAUGAUGCGGCACUUUGGUCUCAUGUCCAUGGACGUGGAAUCCCGUGGAUCAACCAGAGAGCAGCUGCAGAAGAAAGUAGAAGAAGAGAGCUCCCAAUCUGGAAAAAUCAUUCCUCUGAAGAAUGGCAAUCGCACAUUUCCGUUGAUAACGGAUCCCGAUUACUUCCGGCCCCGUAAGACCCGAAGAUGUAAGGAGAUCCCUUCCCAGAAGGGUGAUUCAAGUGAUACUACCAGCGAGGCUUCCUACCACACUGCCCCAAGCGAGAGCAGCUUCAUUAGUCUCUACGGAUCAGCCCACUCCACACUAAGCACCAGCUUAGAUCGGAAAGAGAGGCGUCGUGACUCCGAGGGAUACGUUGAGGUGCCUUACCAACCCUUGGAGGAGGACUUUCCGGAUGAAGUGGCCAAGGAGCAGCCGGAAUCCACAAUCCCUGAGAAGAAGAAAAGGAGGCAGAGGCCCAGCCAGAAGGAGAGACUUCAAAAGGCCCACCAAGGAAAGCAAUAUCAGCUCUAAUUGAAUUUAAUCUAAAUAGAAAUUCUAGACAGAGUCAUAAACAAGCCAUAAAUAAAUAUAAAUGGAGUAUGGAAUGUAUGAUGAAAUGUGAUCGGGGGGGAGUCUCUACACACAUAAGCACAAAAAGCCUUGAAAUAUAGGUUUAUUUAAGAAGUUUUUAUUCAAUAAUACCUUUGUACUCUACGCUACUAGUGUUAAGUUUCAAACCAAAUGAAGUUGAAGUUAUUGAAAUUAAAUAGAAAUGUAAAUAAAUCAAAGAGUUAUCUUUAUAGAUGUAAUUUCUCUAUUAUAAUCUCCUUUAUUUCCAUUCAAUUUCACUAAUUCCGUCCAAGGAGGAUGGGAACUUUUUCGCAAACUAAUCCGAAGUGAGAUAAAAUAAUACCCAAAAUCAAUAUACAUCCCCUACCAAAAAUGGUUAUUGUUCUUGUGUGGAUAACUAUUAUUAAUUUGGGCCAAUCAAUUUAGUCUAAUAAUCUGUCCCCAUGAUGGCGGAAUAAUUACAUUGAGAAAUUAUCUCACAGCACGAAAUAAGAGUUCUUAAGAAGGGGGUUUCUAAGCUUACUCUUUAAGCCUAUAGGUCCUAGAAAGAAAAUUUAAUAAUAAAUUAAAUCAAGUUCUCCUGUAGUUUAUAUUGAAGCUCUACUGUUUCCUCUGUCUCCCUUUGAUGGCGGCUGUUGCUCUCGUCCCCCUGCCUUCUUUUCUCGCUCCACACUCCAAACAUACGCAUAUACAGUACAGUGAUUCCCAAACCAUGCGCCCAAACUGCAAGUUUUUGGAUUUCGUGGCAACAGCGUGCGUCUUUUUGAAGGGUUGUCAGGCCGAUGUUGGCUGGAUGCUGAAGUUCUAGAGCUGGGCUAGGCUAGGCUAGGUAUUGUUGUUAGGCAGUUGUACAUAAAUAAUUACAUAUAUCCAUGUACACAAAUAUUGAUGUAAAAGUCAGUCUAGUCUGUGAAAAAGGGGGAAAAUUGGGGAGAUGUGUGCUACAUGAGGUCUAUAUGUAAACGAGUCUGGAGUCUCGGGACGGAGUCUCCACUCGACGACCGACCGACCAGAAGCGUGAGCGAAAGGAGUUCGACUCGAGCUAUUAAAAUAAAUAUUUUUCAAGUUCUCUUUUGGGGCGACCCCUAAUUGUGUCUUUAAUAUCUUAAACCAUAAUCUGUAUUUUUCAAUAAAAGGAAAGAAAAAUGUUUAACCACAACUCUGUAAGGCAUUUUUUUUUGUCCAUUUAUGAAAGAAGCAAAAAAAAAAAAAUAUCAGGUUUCCCCAAUCUCCCAAUUGGCGAUUGCGAGGGCCACCCCAAUUCCUACGCACACGAGUUUGUGACGGCGAGAGAUUGUGACGCGACGACGGCAACCAAAGCUGCCGAAAGGUGAGCUAGGUGGGAGAGUGUGAGAGCGAGGGCAGAGCCGAAAGGAGCAACAGCCCUCGCCGGCCCGGCAGCCGGCUUUCUUUUGUUGGGGAAGAGAGCUGUCUUUGAAGGACAGUGGGGCAAGGAGUUACAAAGUUUGAUCAAAAUACAUCAACAUAAAUACAUAAUUAUAAAUAUUUUUACAUAAAUAUAAAAUAUUUUUACAUAAAUAUAAAAUAUUUUUUCAUAAAUAUAAAAUAUUCAAAGCCCUUUUUGUCUUUGAAAAUAAAAUAUUUUAUAAAAUUUGUAUAAACUAUUUUAUUGUUAAAUCAUAAUCUCUCCCCACUGUACAUGAGAGCUUGAACUUGCUGUGAUGCUGCGAGAGCUUGGAAGAGAACCACCAACAACCACCGAUUCUCCGGCAUCCCUCCAUCCCCCUUUUUUGGCGCGCAAGCGUAAGCUCUCUGGCUCUGCCGCCUUUUCUUGCUCUCCUGCUCUCUCUCUUGAAGUUUGGAGUCUCUGGGAAGGCUUUCGGUUCAGAGCCGCGACAGUUUCAUUUGGAAGCUCAAACAGGACGAAACGCCUUCGAAAGGAUAAGGAAAAAACUAUCCAAAGGAGGUUAAGGAGAGAAAAAAAAAAGAACCAAAAACUACCGCUUCUACCGUAUAGUAAAUAGUAGUCACUUACUACCACAGUAGUAAGGCGCUUUUCAAUUAAAUCGAAAAUGCAAAGGACCGAGAGACGCAGACGAAGGAGGAGGAUGCCCAAGGACCACGAGGAUGUUUCAUUAAAAUUGGGAUACAGACAAGACGCGGCUCGCAGGAUACGUCUCCUUGUUCGUCCGCGUGUGUGUCGGAGUGUCUGUGUCGGCGUGUGUGUGUGCGCGAGUGUCGCAUCCAUUCAGGAGACACCAAAAAAAAGAGACGGAAGAGCCGAGAACUUAUUUCAAGACUCCGGCUGAGACAUUUCUCCGGUAUGGUGGUGACUUUUCUGUCCAGAAAUCGCAAAAAAAAAAAAAAAAUUAAGAAAUGAACGGUUCGGUUUCUCGGUUUUCUCGGGGUUGGUUCCUUCGUCUCCCCCCUCCCCCAGCUCUAGCUCUUUGAAAUCAAAAGAAUGAAAAAGCUUCCAAAAUCUCAAGGAGGUUCUACGCCACGGUUCUAAAAAAAAAAACUAAGAAUGGAAUCAAAAAAAAGGUAUGCAGAAGGUGGCAGAAGCUCAUCUAGGACUCUGCGGCAGAUGACGACAACGGAAGGUGGCAAGGACAAAGUACCGCACAUGGCGGCAGGGAUACAGCGCCACAGGAUACGGCCAACAGGAUA